Messenger RNA from Populus euphratica (Euphrates poplar), 1655 nucleotides. RefSeq lists its product as uncharacterized. The record is from RefSeq and is a predicted model, not a curated record. Lineage: Eukaryota; Viridiplantae; Streptophyta; Magnoliopsida; Malpighiales; Salicaceae. The transcript has 5 exons. Bases 50 to 1420 code for a protein of 456 amino acids.
UAAUUUUGAUUUUGAGGAUCAGAGAAUUAAAUUUAAUUGAGAAAAAAAAAUGGGACGCAGAACGAAGAGGAAGCACAGAGAAGACACCCCGACAUCCCCAUCAAGCUCCGACGACGACGAAGACACCGACUCUUCCAUUGAGAGGCGGCGGAGCCGCCACCGCAACCGGGGGAGAAGUGAUGGGAGUUCGAGGAGAGAUAAGGACAGAAAAAGAGAGAAAGAAGAUAAGAGAAGAAGAAAAGACAGAGAUAGAGAGAGGAAGAGAAGGAAAUCGAAGAAGAGAAGAGAUUAUGAGUCCGAAUCAUCAGCAUCCGGGUCCGGUUCGGAGGAUAGGGAGAUUGAUAGAGUUCGGGUUAACCCUGGAGAUGUAGUUAAAGAGAUGUUGAGUGAGUUCCCUAACGUUGGUGGUGACUUAAAACAGCUUCUGCAAAUGAUUGAUGAUGGACAAGCUGUUGACAUAAAAGGGAUAUCUGAAAGGUCAUUGAUUAAGCAUUUGAAGAGACUUUUUAUUUCAUUAAAUCUCAAGGAAAAUGGGGAUAGGGUUUUUUUGCUGCGUCCAAAAGCGGGUCCUACUUUGGAGGUUGUUGGACCCUUGAUUCAAGCUUGUGCAGAGCCCAAAGAGCAACAAGGAGAUCAUUCUAUUCCAUCAGAUAGUGUGGAUUCUAUGCCACCAGAUGCAGAACAUAAACAAGAAACAGAUGACAAUAAUGUGGCAGUGCCAUCUUCUAGAGAUGAUGCUUCUGCACCUAGAAGAAGGGUGAUUGGCCCUGAAAUGCCAUCAGCCGAGUUACUUGCUGCAGCAGCAAAACUAACAGAAGCACUAGAGCUUUGUUCUAGGAUUUAUUUUAGGUCUCAGAAGUCUCUGGCUAGAAUCUGUUCUAGAAUGAUACUGUGGAUUUUAAUCUCCAGUCACCAGAGCUCCAAUUUAAAUUACUAUAUGAUAACCUCUAAUUUGUUUUCCCAGCCUGGUGGUAUGCCCACGCAAUCUAGAAGCUUCAGCAAGAACUCUAAAGAAGGACGUGGUGAUACUAGUGUUUGGACAGAUAACCCUUUAGACAGAGCCCAGAAAGCGAAGAUGAAUUACCUGGAAGCAUACAAUGAGGCCGCAGCACUUGCUUCAACUGAAGAGGAAAAGCAACGGGCAAGUGCAGAUGCAGAUUUGGUGGAUAAAUACAAUAAAGCAAAACGAUCUAAAUCUUUGGUACAAAAGCACCAAGAAGAGGCUUCAAGUCGCACGAAGAAAAAAUCCAAGCAGAAAAAAGAGAAGGAAGAGUGGGCGGGGCAACAUCCAUGGAAGCCUUGGGAUCGCGAGAAGGACCUGGAAGCUGGAAGGAAAAGUAUAAAAUUAGAUUCAGACAACAUGGCUCAGGGUUUGUCGUCCAGGUUUUCAUCAGGAAACUUCCAGAGGAGCUUCCUUUAAUCCACGGAUGCUGGGGUUUUAUCUUUUUGCUGGAACUUGAUUCCAAGGGUUGGAUUUCAGGGCAAUAUUUGUUUCCUCCAAGUCGGGUUCAACUCAAGCCAUGCUGGUCAGACAUUUGUAUGUUCAUUCUCAGGAUAAAAAACAUAAAAAAGAUGUAAUCUUCUUGUUGUCCGCAUGUUCUUUAAUGGAGUAAUUGAAUUUUGUUUUUCAUAAAAUGAAAAGAAAAUUCACAUCA